Messenger RNA from Penaeus monodon (black tiger shrimp), 646 nucleotides. Its product is annotated as leucine-rich repeat protein 1-like. The record is from RefSeq and is a predicted model, not a curated record. Lineage: Eukaryota; Metazoa; Arthropoda; Malacostraca; Decapoda; Penaeidae. The transcript has 3 exons. The coding region runs from base 42 to 569 and encodes 175 amino acids.
UUAUGCAAUGUAGGUUUUAACUAUUUGCAUCCCUUUUCUAGAUGGAAUAUCUGCCACACACACUUGGACAGCUUGUCAGUCUGGUUACAUUGAGACUAGACAACAACUUCCUCAAGAAGUUACCUAUAUCCUUAGGCAAGCUUACAAGUCUGAAAUUUUUUUCUGCCAGCAACAACAAACUUGUUGAAUUACCUGCUUCAGUGUUUCAUUUGAGAAUGGAAAACAUUGAUGUUUUUGGCAACCCAUUUACAAGUCAACUGGGCAUAGUGACAAACAACAUGCCUAAAGGGGUACCAAAUCUGCGUGAAAUUGCAUCAGCAUACUGUGUUAAAAGAGGGUUGCGUCCAACAGCUGCUGACAUUCCAGCCACUUUGGUUGAAUAUCUUCAGAGUUGGUUGAAGUGCCUGUGUGGUAGAAUAUGUUAUGAAUCUCACAUUCUCACCUGCAUCUCUCUGAACCUGAAGCUGGUUUCCCCUGCAUUAACCAUUGGCAAUGCAUUUGAGACUUCCACACCUGCUUUGGCCACUUUGUGUUCGCAGAAAUGUUUUGACAAGUUCACAAAGAGAUAAUAGAAAGAAAUCUAGAAAUACAGAUAUGUGUUAUACUUGUGUUCUUUAGUCUUUUUCAUCACAUUAAGGACUGAUUU